AUGAGCGGAGGGGGAUUUGUGCGAGUCCUGUGGACGACGAUAAUCUCGCCGUUCGGAAAGGUCCGAUUCUUUUCGGGCUACGCCGGCGUCAUCCUCACCAGGCUGUUCAAGAGGAGCUUUUUUGUGACGGUGAGGAACUCAUUGACCUCGACGACCAUGACCAAGAACGCCCGCGCCAGCUACAUCGUCGGCACCACCUCCAUCGCCGCUGUCGAGAAGAAGAAAUGGGGGCACCAGAACUGUUGGGGCUACCACAUCGUCGCCCUCUCCAACGGCGUCACCAUCAUCGAACGCCUAUCCAAGACGCCCACCCCAGAAGCGAUUGAUCUCGCCUCUCGCCCUAUCGCCGGCGCCGGCGCCGGCGCCUCUUUCCAAUGCCCCGGCACCAGCGAAAAACGGAAGGUUCUCCUCAGGCGCGCGACGAUAGCAUAAAACCGCAAGGUCCGAUCCCCAUCCCGUUCCCGCACCGACUCUUCUGGAGAGGAACCCGAAGAAACCAACGACGAGUACCCCGACGACGAACAGGACCCCGACUUUUCCCCCGGCGACGAUAAAGACGACAACGAAGACAACAACGAAGACGGCAACGACACUGACGAUGUCGACAACCGCGGCAACGACAACAACGACGAUGCCGACUCCGAUGAUGCCGACUCCGAUGACGCCGCCUCCGACGACGGCUAUGACACCGAAUGGUGUCUCCGUUUAUCUGCCUUCCAUUUUUUGCCCUGAAGUGUGCGUGUGGGAUCGCUGUUGCUUUCGCGUGUCUUCGGCUGUCUUUUCUUGAGUGCUUUUUGAUUGUGUCCAUCUUGGGUGCUUUUCUCCGAAUCUUCAUGCCAAACAAUCGUUGAGCGUACUUUGGUACCACGUACCGUUGUAGCUUACCAACCGGCGGCCCAACGAUCGAUUGAUUGUAGUUGUGCAUCGUUUUCUCUACGGACCAUUAAUUUUUUUUGCCCCCAUUGGAGUUGUCGAUCCACGGUAUCGUCGACUAUGUUUGCCGAUGAAUCUGAUUGAGCAUUGUUGCCCCAUAUCAUUGUGUUCGCUGGGAAUGUUCUUGUCUUUUCUACGUGCCUUCGCUAAGCAGCUUUUCAAUAUGUUUUCGUUCUUCACGUUUG
Molecule: messenger RNA, 1118 nt
Organism: Ectocarpus sp. CCAP 1310/34
Lineage: Eukaryota; Phaeophyceae; Ectocarpales; Ectocarpaceae
Source: the annotation of a GenBank genome assembly